AUGCAUCGAUGGCACUUGGGAGGUCCGUUCGCGUACAUUUCGUCGUUCCAGUUGUCGAACUCGUUUCCUCAAAAAAGUGGAACUAUCUUGGCCAUACUCACUGGCGCAUUUGACGCUUCAUCAGCAGUGUUUUUGAUAUUCAGAUUGAUCUACAACGCCACCAAUCAAUCAUUUGGCUUGGUGAGCUUUUUCCAACUUUAUCUUGUGGUGCCCAUUUUCAUUACCCUUGCACAGAUUUUCAUCAUGCCUUGGGACUCAUACAAGACUGGCCCAGAUACAGACUUGUGUGCAAAUGAUAGCCAAGAAGUUGCCGUGGCUGUGGCUCUGGCGUCUGAGACAGACCCAUUGUUAUCCAGUCAAAUGUCUCCAAGUGCACAUUCUGGUAGAAGAGAUUCCAUUGGUGAUGCCUUGAAGCAGCCGUAUGCAGAGGAGGGAGAAGAGUUCUUGAUUGAGCAUUCCGGCGGUAUCUUCGGCAUAUUGCACGGCUUUUCUGCAGAGUACCAAAUGAAAACUCCAUGGUUUUAUUUGAUGUGUUGCUUUGCCACCAUCAUGAUGUUGCGGUUGAACUAUUUUGUUGCAACAAUUGGAACGCAGUACAUUUACUUAUUGGGUUCUGCGACGAAAGGAACACUAUUGAACAGGUUUUUCGACAUUGCCUUGCCACUUGGAGGCAUUAUUUCUAUUCCCUUUGUUGGUCUUUUCCUAGAUUACUGCACUACAGUGGUGGUUUUAACUGCUUUGCUUGGAGUUUCUUUGACUAUUGGUGUUCUUGGACUUAUCCCCAACAUUUACGCUGGAUUUUUGAACGUCAUUCUCUUUGUCGCAUACAGACCAUUCUUCUACACCGCUGUUUCUGACUUCUGUGCCAAGGUGUUUGGAUUUGACACUUUUGGUACCGUCUAUGGUGCCAUGAUCUGCGUUUCAGGUGCUUUCAACUUCUUCCAGUCUACUUUGGACAAGAUUACACACACCACGUUCCACAUGAAUCCCACACCAAUCAAUGCAAUUUUGGUGACCAUCACAUUGGUUGUGGGUGUCGCCAUGAUCGCAUAUACUAGACACCAGGCUGUCUUGUUUCAGCAAAAGAAGACUCGCUUGCAUGCUCAUGCAUAG
Messenger RNA from Clavispora lusitaniae ATCC 42720, 1113 nucleotides. RefSeq lists its product as uncharacterized. The record is from RefSeq and is a predicted model, not a curated record. Lineage: Eukaryota; Fungi; Ascomycota; Pichiomycetes; Serinales; Metschnikowiaceae. Gene Ontology annotation, cellular component: fungal-type vacuole membrane.